Musa acuminata subsp. malaccensis (wild Malaysian banana) is the source of this 1653-nucleotide messenger RNA. RefSeq names its product ADP,ATP carrier protein 1, mitochondrial. Gene Ontology annotation, biological process: mitochondrial ADP transmembrane transport; mitochondrial ATP transmembrane transport. Gene Ontology annotation, cellular component: mitochondrial inner membrane. Gene Ontology annotation, molecular function: ATP:ADP antiporter activity. The record is from RefSeq and is a predicted model, not a curated record. NCBI's taxonomy places the organism in Eukaryota, Viridiplantae, Streptophyta, Magnoliopsida, Zingiberales, Musaceae.
UUCGGCCUUCUCGGAUGGCGUUGCAUUUGCUUUUUGUUUUUCUCCCGGUCUUACUUCUCUGAAGAUGUGUGUUCUCUCCGUUCUUUCCGGCCGAUGAACGUGGUUUCUGAUCUUUUAUUUAAGAAUCGGUGGGAGCAGCAGCAACAUUUACCUUGUUGGUUUUCGUGUUUUUGAUCUAUUCGUGCACGGUUUGGCGUCCUGGUUACAGAUCUGAAGAAGGAAGCCAUGGAGGAUCAGGUUAAGCACCCGACAGUGGUCCAGAAGUUUGCUGGCCAGUUCCAUCUUAGAACUAGCUUUUCUCAGGAUCUACAUGCUCGGAAUCGCAGCUUCUAUGGCCCGUCUUUGUAUGGGAAUUCCUUCACAACAGGAAACUAUAUCAAUGGGGGUUUUCAGAAAUCAACUAUGCAGGCUUGCAAUGCUAGCUGUGGUAUCCCCACUAUGUCAUCUGUGUUGCCUGUUUUUGCCAAUGCUCCUGCUGAAAAAGGUUUUACAAGCUUUGCUAUAGAUUUCCUUAUGGGUGGAGUUUCUGCUGCAGUCUCUAAGACUGCAGCUGCUCCAAUUGAACGUGUGAAACUACUGAUACAGAAUCAGGAUGAGAUGAUCAAAACUGGUCGUCUUUCUGAACCUUACAAAGGGAUUAGUGAUUGCUUUGGCCGAACAAUCAGAGAUGAGGGUGUUGCAUCACUUUGGAGAGGGAACACGGCUAAUGUCAUUCGUUAUUUUCCAACUCAGGCUUUGAACUUUGCCUUUAAGGAUUACUUCAAGAGAAUGUUCAAUUUUAAGAAAGACAAAGAUGGAUACUGGAAAUGGUUUGCUGGAAAUCUUGCUUCAGGUGGUGCAGCUGGUGCUUCCUCUCUGCUUUUUGUGUAUUCUCUAGAUUAUGCCCGUACACGUUUAGCAAAUGAUGCAAAAGCAGCAAAGAAGGGAGGUGAAAGGCAAUUUAAUGGUCUUAUUGAUGUGUACCGAAAGACCAUGCAAUCAGAUGGUAUUGCUGGACUCUACAGAGGAUUCAACAUUUCAUGUGUUGGGAUUAUUGUGUAUCGUGGUCUUUACUUUGGAAUGUAUGACUCUUUGAAGCCUGUACUCCUCACAGGAAAUCUCCAGGAUAGUUUCUUUGCAAGCUUUGCUUUGGGUUGGUUGAUCACAAAUGGUGCUGGACUUGCAUCAUAUCCUAUCGAUACCGUUAGGAGAAGAAUGAUGAUGACAUCUGGGGAAGCCGUCAAGUACAAGAGCUCCUUGGACGCUUUCUCCCAGAUCUUGAAGAAUGAGGGAGCCAAGUCACUAUUCAAGGGUGCAGGUGCUAACAUUCUUCGUGCCGUUGCGGGUGCAGGUGUGCUGGCUGGUUAUGACAAGCUGCAGCUCAUCGUCUUCGGCAAGAAGUAUGGUUCGGGUGGUGCUUAAGGAUACAUAUCAUCCUUCCAUGAUGACGAAAAUGGAAACCAUUUUUCUUUUUGAGAUUACAUGCAUCUCUUGAUGAAGAAUUAUCAAAUUUGAAUAAAUCUUUUAUAGAGAGAGUUUUCCCUCCAAUUUUCUUUUGCUGGAGAUUUGUUCUCCAUAACUUUGAUUAUUUUCAGAUAGCGAAUCCGCAAAACUAUUUCUGUUGAAUGACAUUAAUGAAGUUGUCAAGAGAUGAAUCAAAUGGUGUUUUUCUUU